AUGUCGUCCAGAGUCGCUUCCACCUCAUGGCCGUCAGCUCCGGUCCCCAAGCCAGCGAAGGAGCUGCUCGACUACUUCUUCUCGUUGAUGGACACGCCGACCGAUGAGGCGGGGGUCAAGCUCACCGAGGACAUCUUCACCCCGGACGCGACGUUUAUUUCUUCGAGUGGAGUUUUCAAGGGUUCAGCGGAAAUCAGAGACUCCCGCAAGAAAGCAUGGGCCGUAGUCGAGACCCGGUACCAUGAGGUCGUCAAAGUUUUCUCCGCCACCGACGACGCCUCGGAUCUGCUAUUGAUCGGGAAUGCGGUGCUGGGGCUGAAAAACGGCAAGCGGAUCGAAGGGGACUUCCUCGCACGGGCGGUCUUCGACGGCAUCAGCACCGCGACUCCAAGGUUGUCCUUUUUCCAGGCUUGGGGGGACACCGGCCCGCUGCUCAAAGCGCUGCAAGAUUAG
Capronia epimyces CBS 606.96 is the source of this 453-nucleotide messenger RNA. RefSeq lists its product as uncharacterized. NCBI's taxonomy places the organism in Eukaryota, Fungi, Ascomycota, Eurotiomycetes, Chaetothyriales, Herpotrichiellaceae. The transcript is spliced from 3 exons. The record is from RefSeq and is a predicted model, not a curated record. Bases 1 to 453 code for a protein of 150 amino acids.